AUGGCGCCAGCGGCGGGGGCGGUGGCUGGCCGCAAGAACUGGUCGGCCGAGUGCAGGAACAUGUGGCGCGUCGCGGGGCCGGUGAUCCUGACCGAGAUCUUCCAGUUCAUGCUCGGCUUCGUCACCGCAGCUUUUGUCGGCCACAUCGGCAAGAUUGAGCUCGCCGCCGUCUCCAUCGUCAACGGCGUCGUCGAGGGCCUCGCCUUCGGCCUUCUGCUUGGCAUGGGGAGCGCCCUGGAGACGCUGUGCGGCCAGGCGGUGAGCGCUGGGCAGCUCCAGAUGCUGGGCGUGUACAUGCACCGCUCCUGGAUCAUCUGCCUCUCCACCUCCCUCGUCCUGCUCCCGCUCUACGUCUUCACGUCCCCGAUCCUCCGGCUGCUCCGGCGGUCCGCAGCCAUCUCAGCAGUGUCGGGGCGGUACGCGCGCUGGUGCGUGCCGCAGCUGUUCGCCUACGCCGUCAACUUCCCCAUCCAGAAGUUCUACCAGGCGCAGAGCAGGGCCUGGGUCAUGACAGCCAUCUCCGGGGCCGUGCUGGGCGUGCACACGCUGCUCGACUGGCUCGUCGUGGCAAGACUCGGGCGCGGGCUGGUCGGCGCGGCUGUCGUCGGCAACGUCUCGUGGUGGCUGCUCAACGCGACGCAGUUCGUGUACGUCGUCGGCGGGUCGUUCCCGGAGGCCUGGACGGGGUUCUCCCGCAAGGCGUUCGCUAGCCUCGGCGGCUUCGUCAGGCUCUCGAUCGCGUCGGCUGUCAUGCUGUGCCUAGAGAUGUGGUAUUAUACAGCAGUGCUCAUUCUGGUGGGAUGCCUGAAGAACCCAGAGAUUCAGGUUGGAGCGAUUUCCAUUUGCAUGAACUAUCAGCUUUGGACACUGAUGGUUGCUGUUGGUUUCAAUGCUGCAGUGAGUAUUCGCGUGUCGAACGAGCUUGGCGCAAACCAUCCGAAGGCGGCCAAGUUCUCGGUUGUCGUCGCCACGAGCACAUCAGCCACCAUUGGACUGAUCUUCACUGCCGUUGCUCUGGCGGCGAGGAAGCAAAUACCUCGGCUUUUCACGGACGAUGAUAUACUCGUCAAGGAGACGGCCAAACUGGGGUACCUCCUGGCCGCCACCAUAUUCCUCAACAGCAUCCAGCCGGUGCUGUCAGGGGUGGCGAUCGGUGCCGGGUGGCAGUCCUUGGUCGCGUUCGUCAACAUCGCCUGCUAUUACCUCGUUGGUCUGCCCCUUGCAGCAGUUUUUGGCUUCAACCUGAAGCUCAAUGCGACAGGGAUUUGGGUUGGGGUGCUGAUUGGAACUGUGUUACAGACUGUCAUUCUGUUUGUCAUCCUCGUCAGAACCAAAUGGCAGAAAGAGGCCAUGCUAGCAGAAGAGAGAAUACGUGUUUGGGGAGGAGGAGACGUCGAGCUGCCGCAUGUUCAAGAAACAAGAAGAACACGAAGAUGA
Molecule: messenger RNA, 1437 nt
Organism: Phragmites australis (common reed)
Lineage: Eukaryota; Viridiplantae; Streptophyta; Magnoliopsida; Poales; Poaceae
Product: protein DETOXIFICATION 32-like
Exons: 8
Coding region: 1-1437 (478 amino acids)
Biological process (GO): xenobiotic detoxification by transmembrane export across the plasma membrane
Cellular component (GO): membrane
Molecular function (GO): antiporter activity; xenobiotic transmembrane transporter activity
Source: RefSeq, a predicted model, not a curated record